This is a messenger RNA of Closterium sp. Yama58-4, 3861 nucleotides long. NCBI's taxonomy places the organism in Eukaryota, Viridiplantae, Streptophyta, Zygnematophyceae, Desmidiales, Closteriaceae. The record is from the annotation of a GenBank genome assembly.
AUGGCUACCCCUAGCGUCCUUGUCUUUGAUGCUGAGGGUCGGGCUGUUGACUUUGAGGUAUGGGUCGAUGAUCGGCUGCUUUUCCUACAGUGCGAUAGGAAAGACGGUCUCUCACUGUUCGAUCUCACGUCUGGCGCCUCUACUGCCGCUGCUACUGAUGCUGACAGCACUGUUCGCUCACAGUGGGCCACACGCGAUGCUGCUGCCCGUCUUGCUGUGCGUAGUCACCUGCCGUCCACUGAGCGCGCGCACUUUAGUCAGUACAAGAGUGCUAAGACCUUGGACCACUUCCUCUCUGUUUGCCCCACCACCCUCACCGUUGACCUCCUCGAGGAGCGCCUCCUUGCAGCUGAGAAGAGCAUAGUCGCUGUAGGAGCCUCUCGUGGUGACCCGCGUUCCCCCUUCUUUGAGGGGUGCUCCCCCUCUCCCCUUUUGCCCUCUGUUGCCUCUGCUGCUACCGUCGACUUCGUUGGCACUGAGUCGGUCGGCGCUGCGUCUGCCCCUAGCGGGAGGCGCCGCACCGGCAAGGGCAAGGGGGGCAAGGGUGCUGGAGGAGCUGGCGGGGGCGGUGGAGGUGGCGGUGGAGGAGGCGGAGGGAGUGGGGGUGGCGGUGGGAGUGGUGGCGGGGGUGGGGGCUUCGGUGGCGGCGGCGGUGGCGGUGGGAGCGGAGGAGGAGGAGGUAGCGGCGGCGGUGGAGGUGGCGGCGGCAGUGGUGGAGCGCGGGGUGGGGGUGCUGGUCCUUGUGCCUACGUCCUGCGUACCGGGAACCGCACUGGUGAGCCGUGCGGUGGUUCGCACACCACCCAGCGCUGCUUCGGCCGCCUGACGGAUGCUUGGCGUCUCCAGUUCCCUGACGCCACUGAGAUCCCUCGCUGGGGCGAGCUGCUUAGGUCGGGGGUUGCUAUCUUUGAUCUGGAUCAUGAUGCUAUUCUUGCUGCCAUGUAUGUUGUCUCUACUAGUGAUGAGGGUGACUGUUACCUGUGUGUUCCGCCUGACCCGGGCAUUGAGGCUGCUGCUCUAGGUGCUGGUGAGGCUGCUGCUCUAGGUGCUAGUGAGUCUGCUGCCCCAGGUGCUGGUGAGUCUGCUCUCUCAGGUACCACGUCUGCUCAGGCGUUGCACACUUUCACCCUUGACUCGGGUGCUUCCCGCUCCUUCUUUCGAGACCGCACCACACUCACGCCGCUUAGUCGGCCGGUUGCAGUCUCCCUGGCAGACCCCUCUGGGGGCCCUGUCCUUGCCCGCUUCUCCACUGUCCUACCGUGUCCGGCGGCCCCUUCUGGCACCCUGUCUGGUCUUUACCUCCCCUCGUUCUCUACAAACUUGGUGAGUGGUGCUGACCUACAGGAUGGGGGGGUUGACCAGUUCACUCCUGCGAGCAUGGCCUCCCGUUACCUUGUCUCUGGUCUCCCCCGGUCCCUCCCUCCCCUUCCUCCGGGGCCUGCCCCCACCUGCGUUCCCUGCGUCGAGGGGCGGCAGCGCGCUUCUCCUCACUCCUAUGAGUUUCCGCCGACAGAGGCUCCGCUGCAGAUUCUUCACAUGGGCGUGUGGGGCCCAGCCCGUGUCUGUGGACAUGGUCAAGAGCGUUACUUCCUGUUGGUGGUUGACGACUACUCGCGUUACACCACAGUCUUCCCCUUGCGCAGCAAGGGUGAGGUCACUGAGGUGUUGAUCGACUGGAUCCGCGCUGCUUGUCUCCAGAUCAGGAGGAAGAGUUUUGGCUCGGACUUUCCUGUUCUGCGUCUGCACUCCGACAGAGGUGGAGAGUUUUCCUCCGACCUUCUGCGAGCCUUCUGUCGUGCGAGGGGCAUCCGCCAGACGUUCACGCUUCCGGCCUCUCCACAGCAAAAUGGGAUUGCUGAGCGCCGCAUUGGCAUGGUCAUGGACGUCGCUCGUACGUCCAUGAUCCAUGCGGCUGCUCCCCAUUUUCUGUGGCCGUUUGCAGUUCAGUACGCGGUGCAGCAGAUCAACCUUCAGCCCCGGGUCUCCUUGCCGGAGACCUCCCCCACCCUUCGGUGGACGGGGAAGGUUGGCGAUGCGUCUGCGUUCCGUGUCUGGGGAUCUCGGGCUUUUGUCCGAGACUUGUCUGCGGACAAGCUGUCCUCCCGUGCUGUUCCCUGCGUCUUCCUUGGCUUCCCCCCUGACGCGCCUGGUUGGCAGUUUUACCACCCCACCUCGCGCCGUGUUCUGUCCUCCCAGGACGUCACGUUUGACGAGUCGGUUCCGUACUACCGUCUCUUCCCCUACCGCGCUGCCCCCCUUCCCCCCCCCUACCGCUCUUCCUCGUGCCAGGUAGACGCAGUCGAGCCUGUCGAGGUAGCUGUUGACUCUGGUGCUGCUCGGGGUGCUGCGCCUGCGGGUGCCGGGGCUGGGGGUGCUGAGCCUGAGCGUGCAGAGACUGGGGCUGCUGGGACUGGGGGUGCUGCGUCUGAGGGUGCUGAGCCUGGGGGUGCUGAGUCUGGGGGUGCGGAGCCUCGGGGUGCGGAGCCUGGAGGUCCUUCGGGUGCUUCGCGUCGGCGAGAGCUACCCUCUCUACAGGAGCUGCGCAAGUGGUUUGCUCAGCGUUGGAGUCGUGCUGCUGGAGAUGGUGUUGCUGCUGGUGCUGCUGGAGGUGCUACUGGAGUCGGAGCUGCCGCUGGGGGUGCUGGUGCUGUCCCCGCUGGUUCUGGAGGUGCUGCGCGGCCUCGGCCCCCGCCUCGUCCGCGUCACAGUUACAGCUCGCCUGUCCACUGCCUUCCUUCUCCUUCUCCCUACACUGGUCCUACUGGAGGUCUUGCUGAGCGUCGUGAGCCUGAGUUGCGUCCAGCGUCGCCUGUUCGUGCUGCUCGCACUGGUCGCCGUGUUCCGCGUCUGUGUCCUCCUGCGGUCCCAGGCACGCACCAGAUGGCACUGCGUCCUUCCACUGCUCCUCUGCGAGUCCCCUUGCCGUCUCCUCCUGCGUCCUCUCUUCCUGCUCUUGCUGACCCGGAGUCUGACUCUCUUCGUGCUGCCAGUCCUACUGUCACGCGUCUCCUAGCUACUGUUGUCACUGACCCUUCCUUUGAGUCCACUGCUGCGUCUUCCUUAGUUGCUAAGCUGGUCGACUUCGCUGCUGCCUGUCGUCUAGACUACGCUGCUAGUCUUGUUGCUGAGUCUGAGUCUGUCUGUCCUCCGUCCGUCGAGGGUGAGUGUGCUCUUGGCACGGACGUCCUUGAGGACAGGCAGGAGGAGUUUCAGUGCUUUGCUGCUGCUUUACCUCAUCUCGUGUCCAUGCUGCUUGCCCCUGAGGGAGACCCGGAUGCACCAGACAUCCCGACUCCGCGUUCUUACGCGGAGGCGAUAGAGGGUCCCUACUCCUCUCAGUGGCAGGCAGCCAUGGACGCAGAGAUGGCUUCCUGGAAGUCCACAGGCACCUACGUCGACGAGGUUCCCCCACCUGGGGCGAACAUCGUCAGUGGCAUGUGGAUCUACAGGGUGAAGCGGCCGCCGGGUUCUCCGCCUGUCUUCAAGGCGCGUUACGUGGCUCGAGGCUUCAGUCAGCGGCAGGGAGUUGACUUCUUCCAAACCUUCUCCCCUACCCCGAAGAUGACCACUCUUCGGGUGCUGCUACACAUAGCCGCUCACCGUGACUACGAGCUGCACUCUCUUGACUUCAGCACUGCUUUCCUACAAGGCAGCCUGCACGAGGAGAUCUGGCUGCGCCGCCCUCCUGGCUUCACUGGGUCAUUUCCUCCUGGUACCCAGUGGAGCCUCCGGCGGCCAGUCUACGGUCUCCGCCAGGCGCCCCGCGAGUGGCACGACACACUGAGGACUACACUUGCGGCUCUUGGGUUUGCUCCUGGGAGACACAGACCAGAGCACAUGGCUGCAGCAAAGAGGCUGUGA